GUAUUUGCUCCAAGUGAUAAUUUAGACAACCCAACACUAGUCCACUUGAUAUACUGUCAAACGGUACAUGAUACUUUGGGCAAUAGUUGUAUCAGAAUCAAUAAGGAAGAAAGAAGGAAAAUGAGAGAAUUUCUAGAUUACAAUGGUAUUAAAAUAAAUCACUUGAGUACCACAACCGCCAUUAAAAAGAAAGUCAUUGAAAUGAGCAGAAAAUGGUCAUGUUAUUUCUGUAGAUUGUUUCCUGUUUCGGGUGGUCGACGUAUCUCACAGGUUGAAUACUUGGGGUUGUCUGAUAAAGGCGUUCGAUUAAUACGACGAGUCAAAUCACCAGGCACUGAUCAACUAGUUUUGUUGGAUGCAUUCAGCUUUAAUGAAAUACAAGAGAUAAAGAUUACAUCACAUGGUACUCUGCAGAUUAUAUUGAGUAAUCAGACUGUGUUACCACUGUAUACAUUUAGAGCACAACAAAUCAAAGAGAUGAUUGAAGCAUAUGUAAUUGAUCUUGAAAAAGAUUCACAGUAUGUGAGAGCCAUUGCUGAUUACAUCACAAAAGAGUCUACAUUACUGAGCUUCAGGAAAGGUGACAUUAUAAAGCUGACUGCAAAACAAGAAAACUUAGAAAAUGGCUGGAUGUAUGGUAUGUUAGAUGGUAAAAUUGGUAGUUUUCCAGCUGAGUAUGUUACUACUGCUACUGGUCCAGAUGCAUAUAGACACACCAAGAUGAGCAAUAGACUACCUGACAACGUUCUUAUUGUCAAACAUCCUCAGCCUCAAGGAACACAGCAGGUAUAGAUUCUUAAAUUUCAGUCUCUUACAUAC
This is a messenger RNA of Saccoglossus kowalevskii, 819 nucleotides long. RefSeq names its product unconventional myosin-XV-like. Gene Ontology annotation, molecular function: ATP binding; cytoskeletal motor activity; protein binding. The record is from RefSeq and is a predicted model, not a curated record. Lineage: Eukaryota; Metazoa; Hemichordata; Enteropneusta; Harrimaniidae. Gene Ontology annotation, cellular component: myosin complex; cytoskeleton.